Molecule: messenger RNA, 1074 nt
Organism: Penicillium alfredii
Lineage: Eukaryota; Fungi; Ascomycota; Eurotiomycetes; Eurotiales; Aspergillaceae
Product: mismatch-specific DNA-glycosylase
Exons: 1
Coding region: 1-1074 (357 amino acids)
Biological process (GO): base-excision repair, AP site formation
Molecular function (GO): mismatch base pair DNA N-glycosylase activity
Source: RefSeq, a predicted model, not a curated record
AUGCCUUCCCUCGCCCCAGACGGCACAUCCAAAGUGGAAGACGAUGACCAUGUCUCCGAUCCAGAGGCAGAGGACGUACCAGUCAACAAGAUCACCAGCUUCAACGGCAAGCUCAACCAAUUCAUUCAUGGCAGCAGUGCCCCAUAUAUAAUUGGAGAUCUCCCCUCCAAACAAGAUGGCGAACUGAAGCGCAGACUGGCGGGUGCCGAGUCGGAGGAUGGCAUCACCAGUGGCAGUGCCGAGACUGACAGGUCAACGCCCAAUUCGAAACGGAGGAGGGCGACAACAAAACCACCCAUGUCUCUCUUGAGUCAGCCACCGCGUCUCACUCGAUCACGCUCCAGCACCUCGAAUACACACUCUCCACCCUCCCCACCAAUCCCACCGAUAGUCACAUCCCCAUUAAAACCCCACGGCCGAGGCAAGCGGAAAACACCGCGCCCCGAACCACCGCAUCCUGCAUCCACAAGCACAGAAUCCCUCCUUCGCGACACCAUCCCACCAAAUCUGAUCCUGUUGUUGGUGGGCGUGAACCCAGGGCUCAUGACGGGGGUGACGGGGUACGCAUACGCCCACCCAUCGAACCUCUUCUGGAAACUGCUCUAUUCCUCUGGAAUCACAAGCACACGGCACGUGCCCUCGGACACCUACAAACUACCCGACCUUUACAACGUGGGCAACACGAACAUCGUGGAGCGGCCCACCCGCGACGCGAGCAUGCUCCGGCGCGCCGAGAUGGACGCGGGCGUGCCCAUCCUCGAAGCCAAAGUGGCGGCGCAGCGGCCCGAGGCUGUGGGCCUGGUCGGCAAGAGCAUCUGGGAGGCUGUCUGGCGGGUGCGCCAUGGGCGGGCCAUUCGCAAGGAGGAGUUCCGGUAUGGCUGGCAGCCAGCUGCCGAGAAUAUGGGCCGCACGCCGGGCGGUGACUGGGCCGGGGCCCCCGUGUUUGUAGCGACGACGACCAGCGGGCUUGCGGCUGGGAUGAGCCCUGCGGAGAAAGAGGCUGUGUGGGCGGAGCUUGGUCGGUGGGUGGUUCAGCGCAGGGCGGAGCGCGCACUGGCUUUGUCGGAAGUGUAG